Molecule: messenger RNA, 1260 nt
Organism: Aspergillus lentulus
Lineage: Eukaryota; Fungi; Ascomycota; Eurotiomycetes; Eurotiales; Aspergillaceae
Product: Zn(II)2Cys6 transcription factor domain-containing protein
Biological process (GO): regulation of DNA-templated transcription
Molecular function (GO): DNA-binding transcription factor activity, RNA polymerase II-specific; zinc ion binding
Source: RefSeq, a predicted model, not a curated record
AUGACUGAUACUGACACUAUACGUUCUUCGCAACCAUCUGUGGGCAAGCGCUCAGCAUGUGAUCGCUGUCGGACGCAGAAGCUUGGCUGCAUGCGCGUCAAUGGACAUCCCACCGACGCCUGUUUGCGGUGUGUGCGCUCCCAAGUUGAAUGCGUUACCAGUUCGUCCCGCAGGCCUGGCCGGCCCGCAAAGGCUGCCGCUGCCAGAAAUAUGAGCAGUACGGGGCCGUCUCCGCAGCGUAAUGAUUAUGCUCCUGUAUUAGGCCUCCUGGACGUGGACUUGGAUGUGGAUGUGGCCGAUACAUUCGACUUCGCCGCUGUGGAGGUGCCUUUUGAGAUCCCGUCUAGCUUUUGGGGGUCGAAGGGUAUCGCAAACCUCUACCCUGACGACGGCUGCUUUCCCGAUUCAGGGAUAGGCGACGACCGCUCACCUAGCAUGCCUGCCCUUGAGCUCUUCCCUUCCGACAACGCCGGCCCGCUGCGCAAAUACCGCAUGCAACUGGCACACGUCCAGCAGACCCUAUAUAAACAGCUGUUUCGCGUCCAAUCCAGCCAUUGCGACCUGGCCGAGGUGCUGCGCGUCACCUGUGUUCAUCAUCAACACAUGACGUCUUGCGAAUCGUCCCCCACCAGUCGUGCCACCUCGACCUACCCCUCCCGCACCCCCGCCAACCCCCUCGCCACCGUCGCAACCAUAGCUGCUGAAUUUGUCGACAUCUUAUCCGCCUUGGUGCCGUCUGCCCUCGGCCCGCACGACCAUCCCACCCGUUCAUCACAUCCUAACCCUCACUUAAGCAGCCCCGACCUGCUCAUCAUCCUCUCCUGCUACAUCCUUCUCAUCCAUAUCUACGACUACAUUCUUGGGCAGCUCCUAGCUCAGGUAACGUCAAAUCCCGCGGCCUUGGAGACAGCCCUCCAGUCCGCCCCGGUGCUCUCCCUCGGCGGGCUAGCUGUCCCACCGCCCCGGCAUCUCCCGGCUCAUCUGGUGCUGGUGUUGUUAAACAACCAGCUCCUGCCCAUUGAGGCUUUUCUCGGGAUACCUGACUCUCUUCGGGUUUCGGAUGUCAAGGAGGUGGGUGGGACCCCGACGGGUGGAAGGUUUGGGCAGGGGCAGAGGGAUGGGCUCUUCAGCGGGGCAGGGGGGCAGGCUCUUUGCAUGGCCUUGGUGCAGGUUGAGACCGAGCAAGCUGUUGGUGGGACAGGUGGUUUGGGUGUUAUUGCCGCGUUGAGGGAGAAGAAGGUUAGGGUUCUAGAGUUAUAG